AAGGUUUACACUUAGAUGGAUAUAAUGAAGAACUAGGUUUGGCCUUCGAAUAUAAUGCUAAACUGGAGGAGGAGAACUAUCAUCUUCGUAGUGAAUUGCAGACAGAGGUAAAAAAUAAUCGCCUGAAUAAGAAACAGUUUAAUCAACUGGAGUGCGAAUAUAGCCGGUAUGAGCAGGAAAUCCAAGAUCUCAAUAAAGACAUAGAGCGUCUUGAGAAUGCUUCAGAAGAAGAGAUAGCAGAGUUAAGAUCUGAAAUCUCCAGUCCAAAAA
Molecule: messenger RNA, 270 nt
Organism: Funneliformis geosporum
Lineage: Eukaryota; Fungi; Glomeromycota; Glomeromycetes; Glomerales; Glomeraceae
Source: the annotation of a GenBank genome assembly